AAACGGAAGUGACGCAAUAAUCUCUCAUCUUGAACCAUGCUUGAAUGGAGGUGACCUUAGUUAUUAUCAAAUUGUAAAGUAAAGAAAGUAGGCGGCUGCCGUGUACAGAGCAGGUACGUUGCGCCCGUCCGGUCCGGUUUAGAUGCUCCUAAACUUUGCUUGAAUAUUUCCGAAGACUUGAGCGAGCAGGACGAGCAGAGAUGGCAGAGGCACAUCAGGCACGCGUGCAGAAUGUGGUGGAAGAAAUGGUCCAAAGCCUGGAGAGACAUCACAUCCGUAAAAUGCAGGGUCGCAUGUUCAAGUGCAGUGCAGAAUGCUGUGAUAGCUCCACAGACUCCAUGUCUCAAGUGCAUCAGUGCAUCGAGAGGUGUCACACUCCGCUGGCCACAGCUCAGGGACUGGUCACUUCAGAGCUGGAGAAGUUUCAGGACCGUCUGACCAGAUGCACAAUGCACUGCAACGACAAGGCGAAGGAUCUAUUUGACUCCGGCGCCAAGGAGCAAGCAGUCCGAUCGUUGAUGGACCGCUGUGUGGGCAGUUGUGUGGACGACCACGUUAACUUGAUCCCCAGCAUGACCCGAAGACUCAAAGAAAAUUUGGACUCUAUACAGCAGUGAUGAGCGGGGGUGGAUGGCUGUGGCCCGUCCAGCAGCGUGGGGUUAGUCAACAGUUUGAAGAAUAGAGGGGCUGGAACAUCAUUAAAGCAAAGCGUAGCAUUUUGACAAAUUUUAGAGGCUGUGACUCUAAAUUUUGGUGUUGUGGAGAUUUAAAAAUGCUCACUGUGAGAUUUAUUGUUGUACUGUGUGUAAUCUACAAACAGCAACCUUCUUGGAGACUGGGAGCUGAACGUUUUUGGCUUGUUAUAUCUUGGUUCAUCUGCAACAAGAUAAAUCCAGUGAUGCAUCAGCUGUCACAUUGAUGUGUGUGUCAACAAGAAAGUUUACAUUUUUAAAACGUUGGUAAAUUCAGUACAAAUCUGAGUAUCACAUUAUAAAAUAUACACUUCACAAUGCAAUCAAUGUGAUUCAGAUGUGCAUUUAUUUUAUGCAUUGUUUUGAAUGUGCUUUGUAUUCAACUCUUCUCAGCCAGUUCCUCGCCAUCAUCAGCCCCCUCAUCUUCAUCUUUUUCUUGUAAUUUUAUUGUGAGUCAUCCUGUGAUUGUCUCACCUCCCACAAUGAGACGUGUUUAUAUAACUGAAUUAAAAGUACUGUAGAUGUAA
This is a messenger RNA of Seriola dumerili (greater amberjack), 1219 nucleotides long. RefSeq names its product family with sequence similarity 136 member A (gene timcc). The record is from RefSeq and is a predicted model, not a curated record. Gene Ontology annotation, cellular component: cytoplasm. The transcript has 3 exons. Bases 201 to 617 code for a protein of 138 amino acids. Lineage: Eukaryota; Metazoa; Chordata; Actinopteri; Carangiformes; Carangidae.